GAAAGUCUCCAAACCGCGUCUUGGAUCGCUUGAGGACGGUGCCGUCCACCAAACCGAGCCACGAGUCUACCCCGACGACAGACAACGCGUGGAAGAAAAUUCACAUCAAUCAUCACUACGCUCUCGCCACCCCCGACAGUCAUCUGAAGGGUCGCCGCGCCGCGUCGCGACCCUCAGCCCCUAGUUCCGAUCCAUGGGAAGGGCUACGAUUAUGGAUCGUGACCGAAGCAGGAGGUACGAGGAUGGCGAAGUGACCCGCUACGGCGCCGGCGAGUCCUACCGCCCCUUCAACCGCGACAGGUCCCCCCGCCGAGCCAGGAGCCCGCUGCCGCGGGAUAGGGAGCGCGACCGCGACCGCGACAGGGACAGGGACCGAGACAGGGACGUUAGGGACCGCGAGCGAGACCGAGAUCGAGACCGCGAUCGAGAGAGGGACGUUAGGGACCGCGCCCGCAGCCCUCCCCCGACGGCCAGCGACAGCUACGUGCCGGGCCGGUCGCCGGCUCCCCGUCGACCGCGCUCCAGGAGCGUCGGCCCCGGCGACCGCUUCCGCGAUAGGGAUAGAGACAACAAGCCGGGAGUCGGCAUCGGGGAGCGCGGACCGCAGCCGCAGGGCGCCGACUGCUGGCGCAGGCCUCGCGAUAGCAGCCGCGGACCCGGCGGCGGCGGCAUCAUUAGUGGUGAUAGGGAUAGGGACAGGCGUGGGGCGAGGAGUCCUCCGCCGCCGAGGCGACCGUCUCCCCCGCCCAGGCGAGCCAGCCCACCGCCGCGGCGGAGCCCCCCGAGGCGUAGUCCGCCGCCGAGGUUCGCGUCGCCGCGCAGAGCUGACGACAGGCCUGACAGGGCGAGGUCGCCCCCUGUGCGGAGGGACUAUGACGCUCGUGACAUUGCUGCAAGGAGAAGGUCGCGAUCGCCAUACGACCGAGAGCGCCGAAGAAGUCGCUCGCCGGUCCGCAGGUCUCCCGCGCCCGCCAUCCGAUCGUACCGCCCACGCACUCGUAGCCCCGAGCGACGUGACGACCGAUACCCAGCAUCCGCGAACUCGUACCGCAGGGGCUCACCCGCGAUAGGGCCCAGGGAUCAGACCAACAUUCCCUCUGCGCUGACUUCCCGCUCCGUCUCGGGGAGGUCCUCACCACGUCCUGGUUCCGUCCGCGGCGGACGUCCAGGAGGAGUCGGCGCCCCGGGAGACAGGUCGCGCCCCCAUUCGCCCGCCUUCGUGUCGGCCGCCAACGCGAUCCCGGUCAGAGAGGUCCAGAAGCCCAUUGUGCCCGUUGAUACGCCCACCGCGCCGGCGGCGGCGGCUGCUGCUGCUCCUACCACUGGUCCUACCACCUCUACCUUCGUCCCACCUGCACGAUCUCCCCCGCGUGCACCGGCCGCACUUCGGGCGCCACCGACCGGCCCCAGUGCCACGAGAAAUCAGUCGGUUCCCACCGGACCGGCCUCCUCGUCGCCGGCGACCCCCCACGGGCCGCGCCACCACCCGCAGGCGACCCCGGGCUCCUCGCAGCAGCCCCCAACUGGUCCCUCGAACCCGAACCGGAUCGAGGUCGCCACUAGCCCGAGUAUGCCCAUCAACCCUCCCUCCGGUCCUAGAGGUUACCGAGAGGGUGCGCGCGGUGGCGGCUAUCGUGGCGGCCGCGGUGGCGGUGGUGGUGGUGGCAGCGGUUGGGGUCCCGUGCGCGGCGCGCCCAUUGUGAACGGCGUCGGCGGCCACGCAAACGGCAUUCACCACAAUGGGAUCCACAAUACAGGCAGCGGCGGCGGCUCCACCACGACCUCGCCGGCCGCGCCGCUCGCGUCUGGAGCCAACGGAAUACCCACAGGCCCGCGCGCCACCUCGAUCUCGUCUCUCUCUUCGUCAACCGCAGCCGCAGCAGCAGGAACAGCAACAGCCACCGUUGGAGGUUCAACCUCAAACGUGACAUCGCCCGCCGGCACAACCUCGCCUUCCCUUUCCGCGAAGCCCUUCAACCCGCCCACCGGUCCGGCAUCACAACAGCAACAGCAGCGGCAACAAAGCACAGAGCGCAACGGCGUCAUAUCCACGCCGCCCACCGGUCCGCGCGCAUUGCAGCCACAGUCACAACAACAGCAACCACAACAGCAGCAACCUCAACAGCAGCAGCAGCAGCAGCAGCAGCAGCAGCCUCAGCCGCAGCCCCCACAGCAACAGCAGCAACAGUCGCUCGUGCAGCAAGCAAUCGCGACCAUGCCCACUCUCGUCCCGGGCGGCAAGCUAGACCCGUCCCUUGCCUGCCUCGGCUCGGGCCUGACCAAGGACCUAGAGCUGCACCACAAGCGCCUGCGCGAGGACGAGGAGCGCAUCCGCGACGAGCUCCGCGCAAAGGAGGACAAGCUCCGCAAGUCGCUGCGCAUGUGGGACCGCCUCGAGCGCGAGGCAAAGGGCCACGUCCUCCGGACCGAGCUCAGCGACAAGAGCCUCCAGGCCGUCGCUGGUGACGGCGCCGGCGGCGCCGCCUUCUGAGUGCGGCAACUGCGUGUGGGUGUUGGAAGAACAAAAGAACAAAAAAAAAGAGAAGUAACGCUACCGAUAUGGUUGAUGGUUUCUGGCGCUCAGGCCUAGUUGCAAAGCCCUUCGGAAUGCUUUCAACUUCUUUUCACCUUGACUUGGCACAUGAUCCCCUUGAGUGCCAUUAAACCAACCCCCAGGCCGCAAAUCAAUGCCAGUCGGUCAGUCACUUUUCUUUUCACUAGGGAAUAAUAGAUUCUGGGAUACCUUUCCUCUUCGGUUAGGCUUCAGUUUUAUGGCACUGAAUGGGAUACGAAUAGUCACCUCGGAAUCCCCCACGGGACAGAUAGAUCAGAUUUCUUUCGCCAUGGUUCUGUCGAUGCCUUGAGCUUCCUUGUUCUUCUCGGGCAUUUGCCAUCUCUGCUCCCUCUAGCGACAACCUAGCUGCCUUGCUUUUUAAUCCUUGCCCCGACUUAAGCCGUCGGCAAGACACCCUAGACAUAAACUUGAUGUUGCAAUGUUGCAGCGUUACUUUGACCCCUCGUGCC
This is a messenger RNA of Gaeumannomyces tritici R3-111a-1, 3024 nucleotides long. RefSeq lists its product as hypothetical. NCBI's taxonomy places the organism in Eukaryota, Fungi, Ascomycota, Sordariomycetes, Magnaporthales, Magnaporthaceae. The record is from RefSeq and is a predicted model, not a curated record. The transcript is spliced from 3 exons. Bases 194 to 2491 code for a protein of 765 amino acids.